Messenger RNA from Pseudocercospora fijiensis CIRAD86, 477 nucleotides. RefSeq lists its product as uncharacterized. The record is from RefSeq and is a predicted model, not a curated record. The coding region runs from base 1 to 477 and encodes 158 amino acids. The transcript is spliced from 9 exons. Lineage: Eukaryota; Fungi; Ascomycota; Dothideomycetes; Mycosphaerellales; Mycosphaerellaceae.
AUGGUGAUGGCAAGCGAUGCCGCGAUUGAACAAAGGAGUCCGUUUCCUAGAAUUGGGGAUGACACUGCCCUAGGCAUUCGUAAUGCGGCGUCAUGGUCUGUCGAUGAAGGUGGGAAUAGCGUCGCGGCGCGGUUUGAUCGAGGAUUUAUUAAUAUCUGCGGUUAUGAGUGCAAGGACAAUAAUCGCAAGUCGAACACUCGUUUCUUCACAAAGGAUGGAUGGCUUGGCUUGAUGACGAGCACGAUGGCGAUUCUGGCUGAUUUGAAAAGAUGCAAUCAGCGACAAACAAACACCAUCCCGCUAUUACUGAUACCUGGCCGUGGGCCUUGGCAGGGCAUACUGUCGAUCAGGUUCGAUUCCUCAAAAGCGCUUGCCGUGACUCUCCUACGUUUAACCGCCGCUCAAAUCACGUUGGCCAACGAACUACUUCCUGACGGAGCCGAAGGCCGUACGCACGUUCAGCCUUGGAAUUACUAG